This is a messenger RNA of Symbiodinium sp. CCMP2456, 6942 nucleotides long. NCBI's taxonomy places the organism in Eukaryota, Dinophyceae, Suessiales, Symbiodiniaceae. The record is from the annotation of a GenBank genome assembly.
AUGGUGCCAUGGCCUUUGACAUGGGGAAUGCUGUUGCUGAUUUCGGGUCAGGAUGUUCAAUCAUCGAAGGAACUAGCGUGCCCAGUGUUGCCACGCAAUUCGGUGGGUAUAUGCGUGGAGGAAUGUGAAACCAACGACGAUUGUGAGUUGCGUGGACAGAAAGGCCACUGGUGUUGCUCAAACGGAUGUGGUCACAGCUGUACAAUGCCAGAGAGGGUGGGAGCAAUCGCCACACAGCCGAAGAGCUUUGAAAUUAUCGCAGUGUUGCUCAAGGACGCUGCCUUUGCAGAUGUCUUACAUGAGCUGCCCCGCCCGGUCUCAAAGUCCGAGCUGCGCUCGCUGCACAUGCUGACAGUAAAAUAUGGAGCUGGCAAUGCUCGUGAUGCAUGCCAGGCUUUUCGAAAGCUGUCGGCUCAUGCCAAGGUAUCUUCCGUUGAAUGGGAUGCAAGUUGUACCCUGCAUGUUUUAUGCUCCGUCUCAUUCUGUCCUCGGCUGAACCAUAUCAGUCCCGUGCCACUCACGGCCGACGCAUCCGCGCCCCGUCAUUGCCGUGCAGAGUCAUCGAUGUCGAAUGAGGGGCGAUCUGGCCAAGCUAAUGUGCCCUUUAAUAUGCGGCCGUCGGCCACACCAUUUAUUCCAUCCAGGCUGAGACCAUGUCCAUGCCCGCCUAUGAGACAGGAUCAUGGUGAGCAGGCUGUGGUGCAAGUGCAGUGGGACCAACCUGAUUCUCACUCCCAACCUCCGCCGGAUGCACGGAAGAUGGUCCAGCUAGAAUCCUCGAGAAAUCCUCCUUCUGCGUCGACAGUUGGCAACGGUGAGACCACAGUUGCCGUGUUCCCCAGCAUCCCGCGGAAAUACUACCGACACACGCCCUCAGACCCGAGCUUAGCCAGCGGAGUGGGACAGGCCUGGAAUGGCUCGGCUUUGGACACAGGGUUUGGUCUGCAGGAGACGGGCUACUUGUUGACUGCAUUCCUCGAUCCGGAGGCGCUUGGAACACUUUCCUGUGUCAGUCACACGUGGACUGGGCCGGCUUCCUCCUUUGACUGGGCAGGUUGCUGCCAGGCUGAUUUCGGUGCCGUGUGCUCCCAGUAUCUUAGAUAUUUGGAGCUGGACAGCCGUGCUGGUACAAGCUUCAGUUGGCGCUCGCUCUACCUGCGACUACGAGCAUUCCAUCGUCAGCUAGAUGCUUUCCCGAACUGCUUGCAGCAUCGCUUCGGUCCAGAAGCAUGGAGAAAUGCUCCCUCGGUCCGAUUGAGUCAGGAUUCUUGUCGAUUGGUGCAAGGAGGGCACUCGGUGCUUUUCUGUGGCGACGCCGAGCAUGUUGGGAUUCUGUCAAUGACAUCGGCAGCAGGUUCAUCUCACCCAUCUUUCAGGCCCGCAGACUUUCUCGAUGUGGUGCCGGUCACGCCGCAUUCCGUCAUUGGUGUAUCCCUGGCGCUGGACUUGGAGAGGUGGUGCUUCAAAGACAAGGCAUCGUGCACGGGCAGAUCGCCAACCGGACUUGAGAAGGAAGAUCCUACGGAAGACUUGCGACUUUUCGUGGAGCACGUCGCGGCAAGGCUCUUCGUCUUCGCCGGGGUUUAUAUCCAUGCGUUUGACCUCUUAUCACUCGAGAAGACCUAUGUAGUCUCUGCCCCGAGCUGGGAGAGGCAUGCAGAGCAGCUUCUUGCACGAUGGGAUUAUGGGGAAGCUUUUGUCGCUUACCAAGUUGAAGGAUGCGAGGCCUGCAUAUGGUCCACCUCAGACGGCGCAGACAUGGGCAAGGUCACAUCUGGUAAUCAAUUCCUAUGCUGCGAUAUUACCAGCUUCACUUUUGGAGGCAGCAAAAAGCUGGUGGCAACCUUGGAGACUGAUGGAGGCAUACGAGUUUUCACUAACGUGCAGAGUGAAUGGCGUCUUGCCCAAGCCGUGCAGACUCUUUCCCUGGUUGUAGAAGUCAAGUUGGAACGACACCUGCUGGUCGCUGUAAGCCAUUCGGCUGGCACGGGUUCUGUGCACGUUUGGCAUCUGGGCUUCGACACGUCCCGUGAUCCAGACGUCGUACUACUCCUGCAAGAGUAUUGCAAGCGCGACUUCACACAGCCUCCGGACAGAGUCGAAGCCAGGCAUGGAGCAAGGUUUAUUGAAGUUCAGUUCCUGACAGAGGGAUUGUCUGUGGAUGGGAUCUAUGACGUUGAAUGGCUGGAGCCGUCCCAGUUGCAUUGCUUGCUGGCAUUGAAAAGUUGUAUUGGCGACUGGAGAUGUGACCUGAGAGAUGCGAUCGGUGUGCUCGGCAACGACAGUGAAGGUACUGUCCUUCGCUGGCUGCUCUUAUGGCAGCCACUGCAUUCGAUUCAAGCGAACAUGCACAGUUCGAUGCUCAGCCUUCCGGGUCCAACAGUGGAUGGACGAGGUGUGUGGCCAGUGCUUUCGUGUCAUGGCAGUGGCAGUCACAUCGAGGACAGAGAAGACGCUCGAUUAGAACAAUUGAUAUCGGCUGCUUCACGCAAGGCAGCUGCAUCCUUCGACCGGCUAGUUAACCCGUCGCUCCCUGCUCUACGCUUCAGACCUUCGGUCGGCACCUGGCUGCAGCCAUACCCGGCCAGAAGAGUGAUGGGCGGCAUGGGUGCUCCACAGCUCCAACUACAAGAUGCAGAGGCCGUUUGUGAUGGUGUUUCUGCUGGGGAGCGUGCUGCAUGGUGUGUGGAAAACUUGGGACUGUCGAGCGAAGAUGCGCAAUAUCGAAUCAUGAACGAGUUUCCACUUAAGUUUCCUAAAGGUCUUUGGAGUCCUAGCGUGCUCUGCGACGGGCAUGUGGCAGAAGAGCGAGCCUUGUGGUGCAUGGAGCAUUUGGGCAUGUCAGUGGAGGAAGCGCAGUGUAAAGUGCUGAGCGAGUUUCAGGAUGCAUUCUCCGCCACCACCACAGCAGAUGCAGGAGAUGACACUCCGGGGCCCUCGUUGGCGGAUGCGUGCUCUGUGCAGCCGGAAGCAGGUGCCGCGGAGACAGAAAGGCCACAGCACAUAUCUGUCGUCAAAGCCGAGAUCGACGCGCUGCUCGUGCCGGACGGGAAUGGGUGGGAUCCCGGCGUUAUGUGCGAUGGAGUCUCUGCCGGAGAUCGGGCCCGAUGGUGUGUUUCAGAGCUGGGGCUGACGGCGCAGCAAGCCAGGGACCGCGUCAUCAGCGAGUACGCUACCAACUUUGGCAGAGCAAUUCCCUUGCAAGAGCGUGGUGUCAUGGCAUCAGACCUCACGUGGAUCCCUGUACCGCCAGCAGAUGGGGAGCUUCUUAUCUGGCAUGAUGAGUUUGACUACACAGGCCCUCCGGAUCCAUCCAAAUGGUCGUUCGAGCUUGGAGACAGCGGCUGGGGGAAUGGCGAACUUCAGUUUUACACUGACUCGCCAAAGAACGCCUAUGUUUCGGAUGGAUGCCUUCGAAUUAGAGCCUUGUUGCAGAAGUGUGGGUCGCGUGACUUUACAUCCUCUCGUUUGACGACGCUUGGCAAGAACGACUGGCAACACGGCCGCUUUGAGGCACGCGUGCGGCUUCCAUGUGGCCGUGGCACAUGGGCAGGAAUCUGGAUGAUGCCCACAACUGGCGAGCCCUGGCCCACAGGUGGUGAGAUUGACAUCGUUGAACACGUAGGGCACGAUGCAGGGAGAAUUCAUGGCACCGUGCACACUGCCCUUUGCAACCACCAGCAAGCCAGUCAAGUUGGGGGCAUUCUGCCCCUGUCAGUCGAUCUCUGGCAUACAUACGGCAUCGAAUGGAAUGCGGAGCGAAUUGACUUUCACUGUGAUGGCUUCCGGUAUUUCAGAAUUUGCAAGGACAGUGGUGCCAGCAAGGAAGGUUGGCCAUUUGACACCCCAUUUCACCUCAUCAUGAACUUGGCCGUUGGUGGCAAUUGGGGUGGCCAACAGGGCAUCGAUCGGACGGCUUUCGAAGGUGAUGGGCAGGUUAUGGAGAUAGCCUGGAUACGCUCAGUGCACGAACGGCGACGGCCUGCAUCCACAGCACCGUCAACAGCAAGGCCGUCCGACACGCCAACAACCGAGAAGGAAGAGCGCCUCGAGCUACACUUUUUCCACCUCUCCUUGGGCAAGGUAGAUCCAGAAGCUUUCAAGACGGAGUUGAUGUUGGCGCUGCUUGGCAUAGGAUUUCCACAGGAAUUGUUGGCCAGUCUUGCUGUUGGCUUGCGCGCAGGCUCGGUGAUAGCCGAAAUCCGGGGCCCUGCGAGCAGCAUGCAGAAGUUGAAGUCGCUGCCGGUGUACAGCAUCCAAGUCAUGGGCUGCCAGGCACAGUCAGCAGCUAGUGCCGCGGCAAUGGCAGCAAAUGCCGGGGUCUUGCCGCCAAGACUACCAGCAUUAAACGAAUCCGAUAAGGAUAUUCCUGGGGCUGAUUGUAUGGGACAAGCAGAGUCCACAGCAGUGGGUCCAGCCGCACCAGUGUCGGAAACCCCCCUUACAGCAGUGACAAGCUCUCCUGGUGCUCAGCUGCCUCUUUUGGCUGAACAUUCGCAGCGAGGCACUAGUGCAGAGAGUCGCACUCCCCUACUUUCGGGAACGCCAAACCGAGAUGCCAUCUUCUCGCCCGAUCGCAGAAGCAGGCCAACGGGAUUCCGUUCCCAGGCUGCUCUGCCAACUGAGCGGCGAAAGUAUCUACCCAGCGGGGUGCAUGCAAUGCCAGCUGCCCCCCUGUCAAGCGAGGAGCACCGAGCACUGGUUGGGCUUCCUGACCGUGGCAGACGUGUAGUAGGCCUUACGAAGCACUCGACGGUUGAUGAAAUCAUCUACGGCUUAGACUUUGACCGGUCCGGCUCCGACCCUCAUCGGGAGUACAUGAAGCAGUUUGCUGAUUUCGCUGGUGUUCCUUCAGGCCACAAGCAAGGUGCCGACAACAAGAAAAAGCGCCGAGCUGUUCUAAACUACUGCUCACAGCUUACACACCAUGUGGACGAGAAAAGCCCGCAUGAAGAGUUCAUGCAGCGAUUUAGCGACCGGGCUGGAGCCAGGUAUGUGGAGAACCGCUCCAGGCCUUUUCGAGCUCCAGGCCUAGCACAUGUCUCAACGAUGGGGGAAGUUAUCCAUGGGAGAAGUCCAGCAGUUGAAUCGCCACGGGGCCAACGGAUCAAGAGCUUCAGCGCGGCAGGAUGCAAGAGCGUUCCCGAGUUGGCUCACCCCGAAGGAAAAUCCAUGGUGUCAGCAACGUGGACAACAGGUACAAUGUCAGGCGGCACGUACAAAGAUGCCAGUCCGUUUGUGAAGGAGUCCGAUCAACGAUUUGCCGACUAUGCUGGGAAGAAGGUCAACCUCGACGAGAAACCUGCCAAGAAGUGUAGCAUACGUGGGAUUUCGGUUGUAGACAAGCUUGUUUAUGGUCGCGAUAUAUCACAGCUCGCGGAAGAUCCAGUUGUAGAGUAUGCCAAGAAACACGCUGGCUACGCCGGCUUCAUGUGGAAGACAAAGCCAGGGCCAAGCGAGAAAGAAGAGUCAGAGGCCUCGGAGAACUUCACGACACCCACGAAUGCCCAGGUUGUGGAGGAGCAUCAAGAAGCUCGGGAAGGGCAAGAGCCCAUGGAGACAUUCAAGUUCGAGCCAGCGGCGAGAGAGUCUCCCGAGAACCCUACGUUCGAGGCCGCGACGCUUCGACCUGAGGAGUUGGAGCCUGCAGCGGGAGCCAGCCCGGCGCCUUCCCCGAGCAUGAAAAAGCGGGUCAACCCUUUCAGGGAGAAGGGCUCUCCAGUUGCCAGCCGCGGCACCUCGAGGACCCCUUCAGAAGCUUGGAUGUGUCAGGCUGGACCCCAACGACUGCGAGCACGGGACCGGUGGAACGUAGAGGAGCUGCGGAUUUGUGACAUCAUGUCACGGUCACUCGGGUGGACAGGUUCGCAGCUUGACUUGGAUGAGAACGAUGUGGCAGAAGUUUUAACAGAGCUGUAUGGCGAGGAGCUCGAGCUUGAUGCUGUUCCUUGGACAUUUCAACUCGCAAGCCGAGGAGAGACAAGGUGCACCAGCACAAGUGACUUGCACUAUGCGCUGCGUGCGCAUCACAUGUGUCACUUCUUGCCACAGGCCACGAUGCGGACGCUGGCUACCACAAAUGUUAGCUCCAGAGGCUGCGUGGAUCGGGAACUGUUGCGGGACUUGAUGGAAGAGCUCAACGGAGGAUACACGGUGCUUGCGGCUCAGGUCAAUGCCGUCCUCGACGAAGCUGAAGCUUUGGCAGCCUGUGGGUCUGGAAGUGGCCGUGCAUCGCUGGUUCGGGCGAUUUCAGCGUGGUACUUGAAUGUUUUGCGAACUGAAUCGCCUUGGGCAACUACCUUUCGAGCUUGCUAUGGACGCUGGGUACCAGAGAAGGGCUAUCAUUGGGAGGUCUUUGUGCGCUUUCGAGUCUCUUUGACGGAGGCUGAAGAGGCCUUUCAUGAAGACGUAUGGCAGGCAGUUUGGGGUCUCAUACAGUCUGCCAUUCUCUUGCUGGCGCUGGUGUUUCCAAUCAUGUUUUUCGCUUGGUUGGUGGUUCUGGGAGCGGAGCAUGGAGACGACCGUUGCCCGAAGGACCUGGACGGGCUGAUGACUUGGUUCGGGAUGCUGGGUCUUGCCCUGAUUGUGGUUGGCUUUGUUGAUGGCCGCCUGGCACAAGAAGAUGUCGUCAAAACAUCUUACAUCGGGCUGGCACUGUCGCUGGUCUUGCUGGUUCUGCCCUGGGUUGGAGCAUUCUGGACUUUCCACUUGGAUAGCACGGACCAGCAGACCUGCGGAUUGUUCUUGACUGGAGCAAGUUCAUUGCUUUGGACUGUAUGUCUCGUCUCCGAGUUGAUACUCGGCUUCGCAUUUCUGUGGCAUCUGGCGGUUUACCAGGAAUAUGAACUGACUCUGCAGCAGGGCCACAGUCUUGAGCAGCGCCCUUCGGCCUUGGGCAAUCGCCAAGAUGGUGCGUAUGCCAGCCGUUCGUCAGAGCCGUGA